AGCAGUUGCGAUUUGGCGAUGGCUGUAGCCUGGUGCCUGGUGCUUGUGCUGGUGGCUGCGGGGCUGGGCUUGGCCGGAGCAAGCCCUGUUCCCACUUCCAUGCCCACCUCAGCUGGAAGGAGUUGCAACAUUGGCAAGUUCAAAUCUCUGCCACCAACGGAGUGGAAGGCCUUCAAGAAAGCCAAGGACGCUUUGGAAAAUUCACUGAAAAACCAGAGCUGCAGCUUCUCACUCUUCCCCAGGAACUGGAAACUGACAGAGCUGCAAGUAUGGGAGCGCCCCAUGGCUUUGGAGGCUGAACUGGCCCUGACACUAAAGGUCCUAGAGACCAAGGCUGACUCAUCCCUGGGAGACAUCCUGGACCAGCCCCUUCAUACACUGCGCCACAUCCACUCUGAACUCCAGGCCUGCGUCUCACCUCAGCCCACAGCAAGUCCCAGGCCCCAUGGCCGCCUCCACCACUGGCUGCACCGGCUCCAGAAGGCCCCAAAGAAAGUGUCUCAAGACUGCCUCGAAUCUACUGUCACAUUCAACCUCUUCCGCCUCCUUACAAGAGAUCUGAAGUGUGUCGCCAGGGAAGAUCUAUGUGUCUGAGAACCUAGACCCACCCCCAGCUCAUCUGGGAUCCCAGACCUUAUUUAUGCACUAAGUCCCACCCCUGCCUUAAAUUAUUUCCUCUCACCCCUUAUUUAUGGAGCUGCAGCCCUGACUCAGGACUAAAUGAAAUAUUUAUUUUUCUACUUUUAUAUAAUGUGUUCCAAUAAACAAUAAGGAAUUGGAA
Pteropus alecto (black flying fox) is the source of this 781-nucleotide messenger RNA. It is a transcript of the gene IFNL1, whose product is annotated as interferon lambda 1. NCBI's taxonomy places the organism in Eukaryota, Metazoa, Chordata, Mammalia, Chiroptera, Pteropodidae. Gene Ontology annotation, biological process: defense response to virus; innate immune response; cell surface receptor signaling pathway via JAK-STAT. The record is from RefSeq and is marked provisional. Gene Ontology annotation, molecular function: cytokine activity.